This is a messenger RNA of Cladocopium goreaui, 789 nucleotides long. Lineage: Eukaryota; Dinophyceae; Suessiales; Symbiodiniaceae. The record is from the annotation of a GenBank genome assembly.
AUGGCAUGGACGGAGCUGCUUGGGUCCUGGAGUUCAAUUGGUGCAAUUCUCCUGGCCGUUGCUUUGCUCCUUGUAGUGGAAAUUUCUCGCAGGAAGAAGAGGAAGCUGGUCCAGAUCCCCGUCACCCCAGCUGAUGGUUAUGAUCAUCUUCGCCUAGCUGUUCCACCCCGGUGCGGCUUGCGCGUGGUGUGCAUCAGCGAUACGCACAACGCUCAUCGGGACCUGCAACUGCCGGCUGGUGAUGUCUUGAUCCAUGCAGGAGACUUCACGCAGUUUGGAAAGGAGGAGCAUGCGUCGGACUUUAAUGACUGGCUGGGAGAGCAGCCACACAAGAUCAAGCUGGUGGUCUUAGGAAACCAUGAGAACAAUUCCUCCUGGAACUCACGGGCCCCAGAAAUCCUGUCCAAUGCUACGCUUCUGCGGCAAUCAGAGUUUGAAUUACCCGUGUCCGAUGACAAGUCUUUGAAAGUCUUUGGCACCGAUUUCUUCUGGCCAUGCCCCAGUGGGAACCCAUACUUCGAUCAGAUCCCUGAAGACACAGACAUUUUGAUCGCCCAUGGGCCGGCCAAGGGAUGUGCUGAUGGAACGAAAGGCUGUCCAGCUUUGCUGAAGGCAGUGGAAGGCCGCCAUAUGCAGCUAGUGAUCUCCGGACACGUGCACUUCGCCCGUGGUGCAACGUUGAUGCGACACCCAGAUGGCCGUGAAACAGUGCUGGCGAACGCUGCCAAUUGUGGCAGCGGCAAGGACGAACGGAAGCUGAAGCAUGGGCCUUUGGUGAUCGACUUGUGA